Pyricularia pennisetigena is the source of this 234-nucleotide messenger RNA. RefSeq lists its product as uncharacterized. Bases 1 to 234 code for a protein of 77 amino acids. The transcript is spliced from 2 exons. The record is from RefSeq and is a predicted model, not a curated record. Lineage: Eukaryota; Fungi; Ascomycota; Sordariomycetes; Magnaporthales; Pyriculariaceae.
AUGAAGGUCACCAUGGCAGCUCUCACCCUCUUUGCCACCGUGGCUUUGGGCGCCAACACGACUUCUCUUUGCAAAUCUAUUCAAGGCACCGCGCUUCAGGAUAAUAGCAUCUGUACUUCAGCUGGCGGCAAGUCUCUAGGCAAGGGAAAUAAUUUGAGAAUCAAGAUCGAUUACGAGGCUGCCUGCGACGACAGAUCGGCCACGGCCACGCCUACAGGCGAGGCUUGCAGCUAA